CCUGAGCUCACAUGCUGCCUGCCACGUCAAGUAUUUGAAGAGUCGGUCUGUUGGGCAUCUGUGAGAGAAUUCAUUAACAACAACGUUCCAAUAAAAGUAGCUGAAAUAUUUUUUGUUAGUGAAUAUCUGUGUUAGUAAAGACAAGGGACAAGUAAGCUUGUAUCUUCCUUAGCCUGAUUGGGUCAAAUUCUUCCUCAGCUGGACGUAGUGGGAAUGAGGUGGAGAGCCGUACCAUUUAUCUUUGAAAUUUGAGCCCAGGCAGAAGAGAUCACAGAGUUUCUUGACUACUUACAGGCACACUGAGAAUGAUGUGACAAGCGAGCAGUGGAAGUUUCUAGAGCUCCUUAAUGGAAACAAAUACUGAAAGUCUGACUGGAGUUCAUGGAGGUAACUCAUUGGUCUGCUAAGUGGGCCACAGACAAGCGCUCUGCAUCGCGCAGAGCCGGUCAGCAGGCAGGUCCACGCCGAGAUGAACCACGCAGAGUGAGAACACCAUGCUCAUUGGUGUGUGUCAGCGCUCUCGGCUGCGUGCUCUGUCUCCUACUCGGAGUGUCUUUGAUCAAACUUCCGGACCCACAACAUCAAAUCCUCCCUAUCACCGGGAGUGAGCCCAGCGAAGUCACUGUCCUUGUGUGGACACACCCCUUUGGUCACCACAGCAGACUGCCAGACUGUGAGGCGCUCUUUGGAAUCAGCAGGUGCGUACUAACAGAUGACCGGCGUGUAUACCCACGGGCCGAUGGCAUCAUUGUCCACCACCGUGAGAUUGCAACCAACAUCACCGCGCUCCCCCAAGACCCAAGGCCCAAUGGUCAGAAGUGGAUCUGGAUGAAUUUCGAGUCACCAUCUCACACGAGCGGCCUGCGCCGCUUUGAGGGCGUGUUUAACCUCACCAUGACAUACCGGGUGGACUCUGACAUCUUCCUACCUUAUGGCUACCUGUUGCCCCGUCAUCACGCUCACGCCAGCUCCCUGCGCCCACGCUUCCAGCGGGCCCGACUACUAGCCUGGGUCAUCAGUAACUGGUCAGAAUCACAGGCUCGCGUGGCAUACUACAGGCGGCUAGCUAACUACGUCAGUGUGGAUGUGUUUGGACGUGCAGGCGUGCCACUACCAGAGGACAGCAAUGUAGUGAGCCUGGUGAGGCGUUACCAGUUCUACCUGGCGUUGGAGAACUCACAGCACACUGACUACAUCACCGAAAAGCUCUGGAACUCUUUACUGGCCGGCACAGUUCCCAUAGUUCUCGGGCCACCGCGGGAAAACUACGAACGCUUCCUCCCACCUGAGGCCUUUAUACACGUGGACGACUUCCCCUCCCCACGCCUGCUCGCCCAAUACCUGCUGCUGCUGCACCGUAGUCCCGCCUACCUGCAGAGACACCUGGCUUGGAGGAGGAGCUACAGCGUGCACCUGACAGCAUUCUGGGCAGAGCAUUACUGCACGGCCUGUAGUGCGGUGCGUAACAACAGACUACGGACUAACACAGUCGCCAACCUUCAGCGUUGGUUUGAGUCCUGACCUCUGCCUUUUGACCUUCCAUUAUGUGAUGAAUACAAAGAACAUGAUUGGUAGACCUUUUAGACAAAACCUUGUCUGUAGCUAGGACCCCAAUGGAACCAGUCCAGUCCCUGUCAGAAUAGAAAGGCUAGUGCUGCAUGGAUUUAAACAAUUUAAGCUUCCAUGUCAUCAACCAAGCAGUCGUGCUAUAACGUAUUGUGGGAGAUUUGGCAUGCAUCUAUGAUGUUGUUAAGCUGG
Esox lucius (northern pike) is the source of this 1758-nucleotide messenger RNA. RefSeq names its product alpha-(1,3)-fucosyltransferase 4-like. The record is from RefSeq and is a predicted model, not a curated record. The coding region runs from base 382 to 1521 and encodes 379 amino acids. Gene Ontology annotation, molecular function: alpha-(1->3)-fucosyltransferase activity. Gene Ontology annotation, cellular component: membrane. The transcript has a single exon. Lineage: Eukaryota; Metazoa; Chordata; Actinopteri; Esociformes; Esocidae.